AUGGCUGAGAGAAGAGCUGCUAUGUUUGGUACAGAAAAGGAUCAACAAAAUUGUCCUUUUUAUCUAAAGAUUGGUGCAUGCAGACAUGGUGAUAGAUGUUCAAGAUUACACAAUAAACCGAUUGUCAGUCAAACUAUAAUCUUACCCAAUAUAUAUCAAAGUCCUUAUUUAAAGAGACCUGCAGGACAACCACCUAUACCUGCUUCUGAAGAGGAAAUUCAAAAACAUUUCGAUGAUUUCUACGAGGACAUUCAUGAGGGUCUCUCAAAGUAUGGCAAGAUCGAACUACUUCAUGUAUGUGCCAAUCUUGGUGAUCAUCUCAUUGGUAAUCUCUAUGUAAAAUAUUCAACUGAAGAUGCUGCUGCUGCUGCCAUCGAAGGAUUAAAAGGAAGAUUCUAUGAUGGUCGUCCAAUUGUAGCAGAGUUUUCACCGGUAACAGAUUUCAAUGAAUCGAGAUGUAGACAGUUUGAUCUUGGUACGUGUGAUAGAGGUGGAUUCUGUAACUUUAUGCAUCUUCAUAAUCCAUCGAGGGAGCUUUCGGUACGACUGUUUGGUGAGAGAGCUGCCAGUCGUAGUCCAAGUCCACCUAGAUACAGGAGAGACUACCGCGACAGAGGCAGAGGCAACUAUCGUAGACGUGACUAUCGCGAUGAUGAUAGACGUGACGGUGACUACAGAGGCGACUACAGAGGAGACUACAACAGAGACAGAGACAGACGCGAUUACCGCGACGACUACAGAGAUUCGCGUGAUCGCUCGCGUGGCGACUAUCGCGAUCGCGACGACUAUUACUCUCGCUCGAGUGACCGCUAUCCUUCGUCGGAACAGCGCGAAAGCGGUUACAAGCGUUCGAGAUCUCGUUCUCGCUCGCGUGAUAGACCAUCGUAUGACAGUCAGGAGAAUAGUGCAGGUGUUGUCAAUCCAGCUGCCGUAGACUCCUCCACAACAAGCAAACCAUCUUCAGCCGCAACCAAAGACAGUAGCAAUAGUAGUAGCGGCGGUAACACUACAAACAGCGGCAGCAACAGUGGUAACAGCAACAGCAAUAGCAGUAGUGGCAACAACAGCAACAUCACUCUCACUAACAGUCUGAAAGACAUCAUCAAUCCAGGUUCCACUACUGAGAACAACGGAACAUCGGAGCCAGUCGAAAAGAAGAUUAAACUCGAUUCUUCAGGGUCAUCGACUUUACCAACAACAGAACCACUUUUAAGCUCGGAAUCACAAACUAUUCAAUGGGCAUCAUCAGAGGAAAGACGAACCGACGACUACGAUGUAAAGGCUUCUCUCACCAAAACUUCCUCAUCCCCACCAAGAUAA
This is a messenger RNA of Heterostelium album PN500, 1320 nucleotides long. It is a transcript of the gene u2af1, whose product is annotated as RNA-binding region RNP-1 domain-containing protein. The record is from RefSeq and is a predicted model, not a curated record. Gene Ontology annotation, biological process: mRNA splicing, via spliceosome. The coding region runs from base 1 to 1320 and encodes 439 amino acids. Gene Ontology annotation, cellular component: spliceosomal complex; U2AF complex. Lineage: Eukaryota; Evosea; Eumycetozoa; Acytosteliales; Acytosteliaceae. The transcript has 4 exons. Gene Ontology annotation, molecular function: pre-mRNA 3'-splice site binding; metal ion binding.